Pisolithus orientalis is the source of this 318-nucleotide messenger RNA. RefSeq lists its product as uncharacterized. The record is from RefSeq and is a predicted model, not a curated record. The transcript has a single exon. Gene Ontology annotation, molecular function: ATP binding; protein serine/threonine kinase activity. Bases 1 to 318 code for a protein of 105 amino acids. Lineage: Eukaryota; Fungi; Basidiomycota; Agaricomycetes; Boletales; Pisolithaceae. Gene Ontology annotation, biological process: intracellular signal transduction; protein phosphorylation.
AUGUCUCUUGACCAGCCUGAUGACCACCUCUGGUCUGCUGCCAGCCAACUCAUUGAGGGGGUUGCAUUCAUGCAUGCUCAACUCAUUGCACACAUGGAUCUCAAACCAGAUAAUAUCAUCAUCCUCUUGAGGGUGGUUAUCUCUCCAUCAUUAGUUUUAGCUUGCCUAUCUGCUUGCAGUGGGAAAAAACAAAAGUUCUGUGGUAUAGCUGGCACCACAGGGUACAUUGCACCAGAAGUUGAAUGGGGUGAUGCAUACAAGCUGAUCCAGGCUGACCUGUGGAGCUGGACCCCAUGUAGUCAACUUUUUUGUGGGUAG